AUGGCGUCGUCGGUGCGGGCCGGGCCGCGGCUGCGGCGGGCGGUGCAGGCCGGGGAGCUGGCGGCGCUGCCCGCGGGGCUGCGGGGUGAUGUGGAGGCGGCGCUGGCGACAGAAGGAGCACUGGUGCCUUUUAGCCUGCUGCGGAGGGUGCACACCGCGCUGCGGGAGGCAGGGUCCCCACUGCACCUACACGAGCUGCUGGAAGGCUGCGAGAUCCACCUGCCCGAAGUGCCGGUGCCGCCGCGGAACCCCGAGCUGGUGGCCCGGCUGGAGCGGAUCAAGGCCAAGCUGGCACACGAGGAGUACCAGCGGAUGACCCGCAACAUCACCGGCCAGGAGAUGAAGGGGCCAUUGGCUGAAUUUGGGAGACAAGUGCGCUCCGUGAAGGCCGUUGUCAUCACCAUAUUCAACUUCAUUGUCACCGUGGUGGCCGCCUUCGCCUGCACCUACCUGGGCAGCCAGUACGUCUUCGCAGAGACGGCAGCGCGCGUCCUGUCAGCCGUCAUUGUGGCCUCGGUGGUGGGCUUGGCCGAGCUGUACGUGAUGGUGCGGACCCUCGAAGGGGACCUUGGGAAACUGUGACCAUGAACUGCAGCCUUCGUGCUGGAGGCUUUUUGUCCUCCCCAAGAGCCAUUAAUUUGGGACAGUUUUAUCUUGUCCCAUCUGUUUUUACCUGCUCCUGCUACGGGAAGAUGGCUGCACUCCUCAGGCUCGUCCUUUGCUUCCUGCUCCCGAAAUUAAUUAUGGAUUGAAAAUCCCGCAGCUGCAGAACAGGAGAGGGAAUGGCUGCGGACUCUGACCACCCCAGCAUGGAGAGGGGCGUCAGCUCCCACCAUUCCUGUUUUCCUGUGAAGUUCCUGUGCUUGUAUUCUGGAAAUAAAUAACAUUGUGUGUUUGUAACCUU
Messenger RNA from Corapipo altera (White-ruffed manakin), 904 nucleotides. RefSeq names its product transmembrane protein 199 (gene VMA12). Lineage: Eukaryota; Metazoa; Chordata; Aves; Passeriformes; Pipridae. Gene Ontology annotation, cellular component: endomembrane system. Bases 1 to 582 code for a protein of 193 amino acids. Gene Ontology annotation, biological process: vacuolar proton-transporting V-type ATPase complex assembly. The transcript has 6 exons. The record is from RefSeq and is a predicted model, not a curated record.